AUGUCGAAAGUCUGGUUCAUCACAGGCACCUCCCGCGGACUCGGUCGAGCCCUCGUCGACCACGCACUGGCACAAGGCGAUAAGGUUGUUGCCACGGCUCGCAACCCAAAAGUCCUCGAGCCCCUCCAAGCGCAAUAUCCCGACACGCUGCUCUUAUACCCCCUCGACGUCACAGACUCUUCGGCUGCGCGCGCAGCCGUCUCCGCCGCGCUCGACAAGUUCGACCACAUUGACCUCCUCGUCAACAAUGCCGGCUACGCCAACAUAGCCUCUGUCGAGCACAUGGCCGAAGACGACUUCCGCGCUCAGGUUGACACAAACUUCUUCGGUGUCGUCAACGUCACCAAGGCGGUGCUGCCGCACUUCCGAGCCCGUCGCGCCGGGCACAUUUUCCAGGUGUCCUCGAUCGCCAGCCGAGGAGGGACGCCCGGAUUGUCGGCGUACCAGGCCUCCAAGUUUGCCGUGAGCGGCUUCUCCAUCUCGCUCGCUGCCGAGGUUGCGCCCUUCAACAUCAAGGUCACCUCCCUCGAGCCCGGCGCCAUGCAGACGGAUUGGAUGGGCUCGUCGAUGAAGGUGCACGAUAUCGACGAGGCGUACCGCGAGACUGUGGGCUCGAUUGCAGGGCAUGUCGGCAACCUGGACAGCGGCGGGGUGGCGGCGUCCGGAGGAUCGGACAUUGCGAAAAUCGGCACCGUCAUCGAGACGCUGUACAAGGCCGAUGACCCGCCUGUGCGGGUGCUCUUGGGGAAGGACGCGGUGAACUACGGACAGCAUUUCAGUCAGCAGCAGGCUGAGUCGGAUGCUCGGUGGAAGGAGUUGAGCGAAUCGACAUCGGUGUAG
Verticillium nonalfalfae is the source of this 840-nucleotide messenger RNA. RefSeq names its product Dehydrogenase reductase SDR member 7B (gene DHRS7B). Bases 1 to 840 code for a protein of 279 amino acids. The transcript has a single exon. Lineage: Eukaryota; Fungi; Ascomycota; Sordariomycetes; Glomerellales; Plectosphaerellaceae. The record is from RefSeq and is a predicted model, not a curated record.